UCAGCCGCCAGCCCCAGUGAGGUACCCAAGAUUGCUCCACUUUGCCCCCUGGGGGCAUUGGUGCGGGACACCUUGAGUUACACCUCCAGACCCACUUGUAACUUUCUCCAGCUGGCUCUGUGUCCCAGAGUCGGAACUGUAUGGCCUGGCCGAGGCGACUCGCUUCAUUCUGGCCUCCAGUUGGGUUUGGCCAAUGACAGUGUUGGCAGAAACCAGAGGGUGGGAGGACUGGGACGUUGGGGAGCCCGGUGCCUCCCCUGCCCCCGCUCCUGCUGGCAGCAGCGCUCUCACCCUCUCCGUCCUGGGAGCCACCACCUGUCCCUCGUGCCUUUGGGCCUGGGCAGGCACUGUUAGUAGCUCCCAGUUCUGUUCUUCGUGGUUUCCCUACAUCCAGAACAUAGCUUUAUAAAUAGACUCUUUAUUAAAAUUUCUUUCCAGUUAUCCCAGUUUGAAUGUACCAUCUGUUCUUUGCCUGGACCCAGAGUGACAUGGGGUCUUGGGCGUCUGUGAACUGGCCAUCCUGUCUUACUUGGGUCUUGCUGGGCAGAACUAGAGUAGGAAUGCCCAGUUUCAGUGUGGCCUCACCCCCUGACCAUGUUGAUGACCACUUUAUUCCUUUUUCUUAAAGUCAACCUUUUUAGACACCCCUCUGACCAUCUCCUGUCUUCCGGCUUCCCAGGACCACCUCCCAGUGCCACCCACCCGCAUCCUGCCCACCCUGCCCCGGCCCUGCUGCCGCACCCCACACUCCCUGCCUUUCCCCAUCAAGAGGUCACCUGUCUGACCACCUCCUUUCCACUCAGACUCACACUCUGACUCUGAGUGCUGGGUAGCCAGUAGCUAUUUUUAUUAAAAAUUUUUGCUUCUAUGAGCAGAUGCUAGUAUGUUUACAGGUUACUCCUCCUUGUUUAAAACAAAAAAUCAUUUUAUCAGGAGCAUUCUGGAGAAAUGAUUCCAUAACCCAAAGGAGCGAGUCUAUGUGAUGGUCAUUUCAGAGGGCACAUUUGUUUUGAAAGGGCCUCUAAGACUGGCGGUGGCAGAGGCAGGGAGAUGUUUAGGGACAGUGCAGGCCUUUGUUCCCCUCCAGAUUUCCCCGGGUGGCUAUCUGCCUCUUCCACGUGCCACCUGAAGGCGGAGUCCAGGUCCCAGGAUGCUUUCUUCUGGUGGUCAGAGGCCUCUAGGCUAGCGUUGCCCUCACCAGUGGGGCCAGGCCCAGGAUCACCUAGGAUACCUGUGAGAGGUGCUAGGUGCAGGGAGAGUUCCAGGGGCUUUCCUGGGAAUGGCUCCUAAUCUCAAGUGUGGCCAAGUUCAAACGUUUCCAACAAACAGCCCGUAAAGAAAAAACACCUUGUCUCCAGGCCACCUGCCACACAGCAGAGCUCAGAAUUGUCGGCACUCACUUGUCUUCUGUUCCUGGAUUCAUGCUGCCUUCACAUGACGUGUACCUCUUUUGGUUUGCUCAUCCCUCUGACACACAGUUACCACAGGAUGUGUGAUGGAAGACGCUUUCGCCUUUAGUUGUGUGAAUGCGUGUGUUUCACUGUCUUGUUUGUGUCUUCCCUGCAUUUAUAACCAGUGUAUCCUCUGUUUACAAUCAGCCCGUUUUAAGGUACAGUUUAACAUCAGACAAUGAAGUGAAAUAACCUUACUCUUUAGAGAAUCAAAGUCAGUCAAACUCAUAGGUUUUUGACUAUAAAGGAAAUAUUUUUGUGUGGCUUCAUGCAGCAACGGAUACCUCUUCUUUAUUCUCUUCCUCCUUUGCCCCAACCUCUGACUUUGUCUCAGUUGACCAUGAUGCAGAAGUGAAGUACAAUCUCUAAAGGAGCGUUUUUGUUCUUUGUUUCUUGCCUCUUCCCUUACUUGAAAAUAGAUGAGCCUAACAUUUUUUCUUUUCUUUUUUAAAUAUCCAAGUUGAGUGCUCUGUGCUUCCUCUAGCUCAUGAUUGAUUUGUAUUUUGACACCAGUGUGACCCAUGAUAAAAAUAUGUUCUCACCUCUCGUGUAAAGGAUACAUUCAUAGCUUGUCUGUUCAGAUGGGCUUUAAAUCAAGGAAUUGUCUCUCUGCAUUCUGAAUAAAAAUUUUCUCACAUUUGAGAGGAAUCUUGUUAUCAGGUUUGCCACUCCAGUCUUAAAAAAUGUGGAGGAAGGAGUUCAGCUGAGUAAUGGAUGGUUUAACUGACAUGCGGGUCUUACAUUCAAAUACCAAAUGCGGUCACAUUGGAUAGAAGAAUAUCACAGGGCACUUCUGUGAAGCCGUUAGCUUUUCUUGACUCAACUUGUACUUUUUAUUUAUUGCAAACAAGACUUCCCCAAAACUAGAAUUGUUAUUCACGCAAGUCAACAAAAGCCGAAUAGUACCCUGACAUUUACUAAGCCAUCAUACUAUUAUAAUAUCUAACACUUCCUGAAUAUUUAACAUUACUAUGCUAAACUGAUUGCCCGAAUUAGCUCUUUUUCUCAUUUAAUUUAAUCAGGCAGAUCCCAUUUUACAGAUGAGAAGGAUGAGCCUUAGAAAGGUCAGAUGGCCAGCCCAGAAUCAUACCUCAGUGACCACUCAACUAUGCUGUCUUCCUGCAAAACCCCACAGAUGUAAACAACACGAGGCUUCUGAGUCACUUAUCACCCCGUGCCUAGGGAGCCUUCCGCACGUGCAGAACCUCACGCUCUCUUGUCCGCUCCGCAAGGGCAGGCUGCCGAAUCCACAGAGGUGGUGGAUUCAGAUGACAGUUUCAAGCCCCUGAAAACAACUAUAAAUUAAAUCACAAACGUCUCCUUGAAUUGGAGGGCAUGGCACCACUCUCCUCAUGGUCGCCUCCUAUGCUGGGCACAUAGACUGUGUGAGGGAGCUCGUUCUGCAGGGAGCUGACAUCAAUCUCCAGAGAGAGUCAGGUACAACUGCCCUGUUCUUUGCUGCCCAACAAGGACAUAAUAACAUCGUGAGAUUUCUCUUUGAAUUUGGAGCAUCCACUGAAUUUAGGACCAAAGACGGGGGCACUGCCCUGUUGGCCGCCAGUCAGUACGGGCACAUGCAGGUGGUGGAGACCUUGCUGAAACACGGAGCCAACAUCCACGAUCAGCUUUAUGAUGGAGCCACCGCACUCUUCCUGGCUGCCCAAGGGGGUUACUUGGAUGUGAUUCGACUACUGUUGUCUUCAGGAGCAAAAGUCAACCAGCCCAGGCAGGACGGGACGGCGCCGCUGUGGAUCGCGUCUCAGAUGGGCCACAGCGAGGUGGUGCGGGUGAUGCUGCUGCGCGGAGCCGACCGCGACUCCGCCCGCAACGAUGGUACAACAGCGUUACUGAAAGCAGCCAACAAAGGGUAUAAUCAUGUUAUAGAGGAGCUGCUGAAAUUCUCACCCACCCUCGGUAUAUUGAAGAACGGGACCUCAGCGCUCCACGUGGCCGUGCUCAGCGGGAACAUUAAGACAGUGGCGCUUCUCCUGGAAGCUGGGGCAGACCCAGCUCUGAGAAACAAGGCCAAUGAACUUCCAGCAGAACUAACCAAAAAUGAGCGUAUAUUGCGUCUCCUCCGAAGUAAAGAAGGACACAGGAAGAGCUAACUUAGUUCCGUAUUUGACUGAAAGAUAGAGACGUUAAUCACAUUGUCCAAAAAGAAGUUGCUUUUCAAAUAGUGUUGGAAAUUCCUGUGAGAAAGAAAAUGCCCAGAAUGCCCACCCUGGGUCCCUGACCGAGAAGAGCUGUGUUUUGUGCUCUGGGUCAGAAACAGAGCAGCUCAGGGACCCUUCCCUCAUGUGGUGGGCUUCUCCCAUGGGCCUGUAGCCCCAGUCCCGUGGGGCCUGGCAUGUUCCUCAAGUCCACAGAAACUCAUUUUAAACUACAUCAACUUGGGUCUUUCAGUUAAACUCUAACAUAGAGUUAAACCCUCUAGGAAGCUUAAGCAAGGAAACAGAAAGCUUUGUUCCUUGAAAAAGACUCAAAGUCUGACCUUUGAUGAAUCAACACACUUCUGCUUUUGUGUUAAAUGUAUGUGUGCGCAAAGAUAUAGCUCUGUCAUAUUUUACAUAUAUGUGUAUGUCAUUCCGAUGUAAAAUGUUUUCUUCUAUCCAAGGGUCCCAGCUAUGAUUCUUGUGAAUCAAUAAUGUGACAUUACUAAAAAGCCACUUCUGACAUUCCACCACAUCCUUUUCGAAGAUGGACUGUUGAAAAAAGACCAAUUGUUCAUGUGUGAGUUGGUCCUCAUCUUAUUCUUAACGUGUAAAAAUAAUUUUUACCUGGAGUCAAAUUGUAGGUAUGGUAGGAUACAAGUGGUAAAUUUGGAAAUUCAGAAAAUUACAAACCUCAAGAAAUGUAGGCUUGUCUCCUUGAGCUGUUACUUUGGGACUCUUGUUGGGGCUCUAUUUCUACUUAGCCAUAACUAAGUAGACUUAAUAUGCUGUGGAAUCUUGAGCUUCCAACACCACAUUGUUUGAUACAAUGACUUUGGGGUCCUUGGAUAAAAUGUGAUAUAUGUAAGAACAAUAUGUUGCUAUUACUAUUGCAGGAGUGUAAGUAAUAAAAGACUGUUAUUAGUAUU
Vicugna pacos (alpaca) is the source of this 4533-nucleotide messenger RNA. The record is from RefSeq and is a predicted model, not a curated record. NCBI's taxonomy places the organism in Eukaryota, Metazoa, Chordata, Mammalia, Artiodactyla, Camelidae.